This is a messenger RNA of Malassezia sympodialis ATCC 42132, 2982 nucleotides long. RefSeq lists its product as uncharacterized. Gene Ontology annotation, cellular component: alpha,alpha-trehalose-phosphate synthase complex (UDP-forming); cytosol. Bases 1 to 2982 code for a protein of 993 amino acids. Gene Ontology annotation, biological process: trehalose biosynthetic process. The transcript is spliced from 2 exons. Lineage: Eukaryota; Fungi; Basidiomycota; Malasseziomycetes; Malasseziales; Malasseziaceae. Gene Ontology annotation, molecular function: trehalose-phosphatase activity; alpha,alpha-trehalose-phosphate synthase (UDP-forming) activity. The record is from RefSeq and is a predicted model, not a curated record.
AUGGCCGAGCUCAUGGCCGAGGCGGCCGGCUCAGGCGCCCUGGCUGGCGGCAAGGCACCGGGCCUGUACAGUGUCCCAUCGUCGCCUCGCGUGUCCACGUUCGAUGAUGCGCGGGGAAGCAGCGCGCAGUCGCACAUCGUCACGCCGAACAAGAGCUCGCUCUCGGACCACGGGCGCAGCGCGCCGCUUGAGCCCACGCGCCAAAGCCCGCCGACCGUGGCGCCCCACGAGACGCAUGCGCCGCCCGUGAGCAUCAUCUCGGAUAUGGCGGCCAAGUCGUCCGCCGCCACGCCCGUGCACCAGGACCCGAGCCCGUUCGCGAUGGGCCACCGCACGCCAGUGGGCCUGCCGGGGCGGCCUGCGGCGCACAUGACGCGGGGAAGUAGCAUGCCGAAUGCUCCUGGCGGCGCCGCGCCCGGCACGACGCUGGGCCCGGCCCUGUCGCCCUCGGCGGGCCAGGGGCCCGCGGUGCCCGGUGCGCGACUUGCGGCGCGUGUGCAGCCCCGGAGCGGUCCUCCCGCCCCUGCCGAUGCUGCACCGAGCGGCACACGCAAGGAGCGGCCGACGAGCCUCGAUAUGCGGCGCCUGUCGCGCGAGGAGGAGCGGCGCAGCGGCUCGGCGCAUCGCUUCCACAUUACGCGGCGGACGAGCAAGAUGAUACGGACGAGCAGCUACACGGAAGAGGACAAGGUGCCGUUCGAGUUUCCGCCGAACCCGGGCGCGAACUACGGCCUGAUCAAUGCGGUGAGCAGCACCAGCGACGUGGACCAAGACGCAGUGGUCUACGUGGGCACGCUGGGCGUCGAGAUGAACGGGAUCACGGCGAGCUUGCGUGCGCAGAUUGAGGCGUCGCUGUCUGCGGCGCACAACGAGGUGCCCGUCUGGGUGCAGGACGAGGCCUACGUGAAGAGCUACCACCACUACUGCAAGCAGAUUCUCUGGCCCACGUUCCACUACACGCUGCCCACGACGCAGAGCCUCGAAGAGGAGCCGAAGGCCUUCCGCGCGUACCUGGAGGUGAACCGGCGCUUCGCUGAGCGCCUCGCAAGCGAGUUCCGCGAGGGCGAUGUGAUCUUGGUGCAGGACUACCACCUGCUGCUCGUCCCGCAGCUGCUGCGCGAGCUUCUGCCGCGCGCACCGAUCGGCCUCUUUGUGCAUGUCGCGUUCCCCUCGAGCGAGAUUUUCCGGUGCCUGAGCCGGCGCGAGGAGCUCCUGCGGGGCAUGCUCGGCGCGGACCUCCUGGGCUUUCAGACGCACAACUUUUGCCGCCACUUCCGACAAACGGUCGGGCGGAUCCUGCAAGAGGAGACGACCGCCCGGGGCGUGCAGCUCGCGCGCUCGUUCGUCACCGUCGCACCGUUCCCAAUCGGGAUCGAUGUGCACGCCCUGAAUCGCCGGCGGAGCGACCCCGAGGUGCACGAGUGGGUCGGUCGACUGCAGGAACGCUUUGCCGGUAAGCACGUGAUUGUGGGGCGCGACAAGCUCGACUGGAUCAAGGGCGUGCGCGAGAAGCUGAUUGCGUUUGAGCUGUUCCUCGACACGCACCCCGAGUGGGUCGGGCGCGUGGUGCUGGUGCAGGUGGCGCUCGCCACGGUGCAGGACAACCGCGAAGUGGGCGACGUGAGCGAUAUUGUGUCGCGCAUCAACCGCAAGCACAGCUCGCUGACGUACCAGCCGGUGGUCUUCCUGCACGUGCAGGAGAUCACCUUCAGCCAGUACCUGGCGCUGCUCACGAUGGCCGACGCAUUCAUGGCGACGUCGCUACGUGAGGGCAUGAACCUGACGACGCACGAGUAUGUCGUGGCGCAGGAGCAGCGCAAGCGCCCGCUGAUCCUCUCGGAGUUCACUGGGACGUACUCGGCGCUGCGGGCGUGCAUCGGCGUGAACCCGUUCAACACGUGCCAGGUCGCCAAGGCGAUCCACCGCGCGCUCACGAUGGACGAGGACGAGAUGGCGCAGCGCUGGUACGACUUGCACCGCACGGUCGUCACGCAGACCGCGCAGCACUGGGUGACCGCCGUGCUCAGCCAGCUGGAGCGCGCGCACCUGAGCCAGCCGCACGGCAAUACGAUGUUCACGCCGCGCCUCGAGAUUGCGCAGCUGCAGUCCGAGUGGCGCGCCGCCAAGUCGCGGCUCGUGCUCCUCGACCUCGAGCGCACGCUGAUGAGCGAGCCGAUCCAGGGCCGGGUGCGCAGCGUCGAUCCGCCGCCCGCGCUCGUGCGCGCGCUGCGUGGCCUCGUCAAGGACGAGCGCACGUACGUGUACCUGAUGAGCAGCAAGAGCAUGGCGGACCUCGAGGCGCUUUCCCGCGCGGUGCCCGAGGCUGGCCUGAUCGCCGAGGACGGCUGCUACGUGCGCCAUUGCGUGUGCGGCGGUCCGCUCGCGUGGACGUCGCUGGUGGAUGGCUUUGACGCGCAGUGGCGGCAGCCCGUCCGCGAGAUUCUCGACUACUUCACCGAGCGUACGCCCGGCUCGUGGAUCGAGGAGCGCGAUACGGCGAUUGCGUGGUACUUUGGCAGCGACUCUGCCUCGCCUACGGACCUAUCGUGGGCGCAGCGGCAGUCGAGCGAGGUGCAGUCCCUCAUCAGCGACUCGCUCGGUGAGCGAUUCGCGCUGCGCAUCCUCCGCCGGCAGUCGCACUUUGUCAUUAUGCCCAAGAACGUCAGUCGCAUGUCGGCCGUGCAGUACGUGCUGGCGCUCGACAUCAUGGGCUCGCUGCCCAAGCGCUGCCACGGUAUCAAGGGCAUGUUUGAGUUUGUGCUGCACAUCGGCCGCGACGAGAAGCUGAUUGCGCACCUGAAUGGGCUCGACCUGCCAUUUGCGCCCCGCACCUGCACCACCGAGGCGGCCGAUACGAUCGCAGGCUCGAUCGCUUCGUGCCAGCUCACGGCCGGCGACGAAGUGCUGGCCGCCCUCGAGGAGAUCGUCGAUGUGCACCUGCGCGAUCUCCGGUGGGGCGGACCUGUGAUGCUCGAUGUAUAG